Messenger RNA from Penicillium concentricum, 495 nucleotides. Its product is annotated as Cytochrome P450 E-class CYP52. The transcript has 3 exons. Gene Ontology annotation, molecular function: heme binding; monooxygenase activity; oxidoreductase activity, acting on paired donors, with incorporation or reduction of molecular oxygen. NCBI's taxonomy places the organism in Eukaryota, Fungi, Ascomycota, Eurotiomycetes, Eurotiales, Aspergillaceae. The record is from RefSeq and is a predicted model, not a curated record. Bases 1 to 495 code for a protein of 164 amino acids.
AUGACGGCUCGUCUAAUGUCAUGGGCACUUUUCCUUCUCGUGCGACUUCCCGAGGCUCUCGCGAAACUUCGCAGCGAGAUCGAACUUGUCACCGAGGGUUCGCACGAAUUGAGCCGGGCAAAGAUCAGCAAGAUGAAUUAUCUCCGAUGUGUGAUUAAUGAAUCUCAACGACUAUAUCCGCAGCGUCCAGUGAACAUCCGCGCGGCGACUAAAACGACAUUUCUCCCAAGCGGAGGAGGCCUCGAUAGAAGAUUCCCGGUACUCAUACCCAAAGGCACGGGUGUUGGCUAUUCGUUCUAUCAUAUGCAUAGACUGAAGAGCUCGUACGAGGAAUUUGCACUAGCAGAAGCUUCGUGUGCGAUUGUACGAACCAUUCAAACAUUCCCCGAGCUCAGAUUACCACCUGAACCACCUAGUGUUCCCCCUGGCGAGGAGAAGCAGGCUUUGACGUUUGUGGCUAUGAGUGCAGAGGGAUGUAAAGUUUUGCUGGAGUGA